GAGAGAACCUAUGCGUGGCGGCGUACGCAAGGUGUAACGAGUGAGGAGUACGUCCUUUUUGUUUUAAAUCUCCGUGAUACGCAAAGAGACGUUUUCGUCGUCUUCUUCUUUUCUUCUGGGUCUUGUUGGCUGUUGCUUCCCCUUUUCACCGGCAUUACCGCCCCCCUGCGCAUCAGAGAAGUCGAUGGUUUAUUCAAGUGAUGCUGUUCAUACCCUUUAAACUUAUCAGAGAGGUGGGUGAGUAUUUUUGCUUUGAUAUAAACUAAGUCUCUCACCAUGGCCUCAAAACUGUUUCAUAUUUCUUCACACCAAGCUGAAAACCUAACUGAAAUAUCCCUUAGAGAAGCUUUUCAACUUCUUGAGACUCAAUUAAGACCCCCAUUUUCAUUAAAAAUACCUUCUCCAUCAGAGUACUUAGAGCUAAAUAGGGCUAUUGUUUAUGGGAUUUUGACAGAACCUCAUGUCGCCAAUGUCCAUUUUACUCAUUUGAAUGCCAUUGUCAUAGAUGGGUACGCUUCUGCUUUGAAUUUGAUUUUGAAGUUAGUGUAUGAAUCCUAUUCUAAACUUCUAGAACCGGUGAAGGUAAAUUUAAUUUGGGUUACGUCAAAGCUAGUUGAAGUUUCAGCUGUUGGCAUUGAUAAUUUGGUGGUUGGUUUAAUGAGACAAAUAGUUGGGGGUGAUAUCAGUGAUGGGAAUUUGUGGUUAUGUGAAGAAUUGCUUAAGCUUUGCUUGAACAAGUUUGAAUUUUUAUUAGAAGAACCUCUGAUUCUUACAAGCACUUUAUAUACAUAUCUUCGAUUAUUAGCUGAUCAUUGUAGGUUAUCUGGUAAUCCGAGGUUGGAGAACUUGAAAAAAUUGGAGAUUGAUUUUUGUGUUAGAAUGUUGAGGAAGCAUUUUCAGAUAUGUUUACGAAUUGGUAGGGAUUUAGUUCGUCUUUUACAAGAUCUGGUUUAUGUUCCGGAGUUUCGAGCUGUAUGGAAGGACUUGCUAUCCAAUCCGCUUGAAUUUAGAACUCCAGAGUUUUCAGAUAUCUCACAACUGUAUUGCUUAAGAACAUCAAGCAGAUACUUCUUACUUCGGAUUUCGCCAGAGAUGGAAACCCAGUUGAGGUUCUUACUGACCCAUGUGAGAUGGGGUCAUCAGAAACGGUACCAGGAAUGGUUUGCGAGGAAAUUCUUAUGCAGGAACGAAGGUGACAGUGUUAUUUGUGACAUUGUUAGGUUUAUAUGUUGUGCUCAUCAUCCACCUAAUGAAAUUAUCCAGUCUGAUGUGAUAUCGCGAUGGGCAGUUAUUGGCUGGUUACUCAAAUGCUGUAGAAAAUAUUAUAUCGAAGCAAAUACAAAGUUGGCCUUAUUCUAUGAUUGGUUAUUCUUUGACGAAAGAACUGACAAUGUUAUGAACAUUGAGCCUGGGAUCUUGUUGAUCAUGAAUUCGGUACCUAGAUACAUUGAUAUGACUCGGACCCUUAUUGAGUUCUUGUUUUUACUCAUGGAUAACUAUGAUGUUCAGCGGAAGAAUCUCACAGUUCGGGGUCUCUCAACAGCUUUCCGUGUACUUCUCAAGAAGGGAGUGGUUCAAUCAUUAGACGCUUUAACUUCAAGUAGUUUAAUAUCUCCCCUACUCAAGCAGAGGCUUGCAUUUGUCGUUUCUGAUUCAAACUCAGAGGCCAUUCUAAAUGCACCCACAGAUAGCCUUCUUUAUUGUUCUUUACAACCAUCAAGUGAGCCAAAUCCAGCCAAUGUGGAGUCUGAAACAUUAUUAUCAGGUGAUUCACAUUUGGAAAGCUGUGUGCAGAAACCCACGGCUGAUCUCCCCAACUGUUCUCUGGAACCAUCAAAACUGCCAAGUCCAUCCAGUGUGGAGACCCAAACAUCAAUAAUGAUUGAUUCAAAUUUGAAUGACCUUGCCCACAAAUCCACAACUAGUGCUCCGUGUUCUUCUCUACAAGCUGUAAAUUUGCUGAGUCUGUCCAAUUUGCAAGCCCCAUCAUCAUCAUCAAAUGCAGAGACAGAAAAAUCAUUACCACCUGAAGUAAGGAUAUAUAAGCGCCGUCGAGUUACUGGGGCUGUUACUGAUGCUUUACCUCUUUCAGACAAGUCACGUACUUUGCUUGGUUCACUGGUUACAGCUAAGAUAAAUCCAUUGAGUAUUAUUGAGGAAUUGCUGCGGAGUCUUGGAGAUUGUAUUAAGACAUCAAGCAUGAUGGGUCUUCAGACUCUCGAGAAGAUAUUAUUCUUGUAUGCUAACCUUUCUAGUGAGGUACCUGAUAAUGCCAAUACAGGUGAUUUUGAUCUUACGCCUCAAGUGGUAGCUUCUCGAAUAACUGAAGCAUUCAAAUCAAAUGAAUAUGAAAUGUUUAAUCCUCUUAAGUGCCCACAAGAACUGAAGUAUGAUGAUGAAAUUAAUUCUGCUACUGCGGUGAUUACCUCUGUUUUUUUCUUUGCGCAGAAGAAAAGGAUCAAAGAAAUGAUUUUAUUCUGGUCUAGAAAUGGUUAUUUAGUCGGACCACGGUUACUGUCUUAUGCCUCCAGACUCUUUUCCGAGGCCCAUAUUAGUUGGUUGAGGAAUUUAGUGGGGGAACAAAGUUCUGUGAAUAUAAAUAGCCCAGAAACAUCAUUACUGAAGCAUCAUAUAGAUAGUUAUAUUUCUUUCUCAAAAGCGGAAGGAAUAGAUCCUUCCAGUGCCAAAGUUUCUGCUUCGAAGUUGGAUGCCAAAUUGGUUAUAGAUUUGGUGGAAGGUACUUUUGCUUCUUACAGAAAUUUCAUUUCAUUGAUAGAUCGUUCACAGGGAAAAGAAGAUUCAUCUCUGUCUAAGCUCUUGCUUUCUGAUGUAUUAUCUUAUUCUGGGUGGAAGACGAAGAGAUUGACAACAGUACUGUGCAGUAUGUUUGCUUGUCUUUCCGACUUAUGCACCUCAAAGGAAGAGUUCGUGCUGUUUCUCUUGGAGAAGUUGGAUUAUGUAGAGCUUGUUACUAUGCAGUUUCAGAUACGUUUGAGGAAAUUCUCUGUUUUUGGAGAGGACACCGAAUUAAUAUCCAAUUUAAUAAAAAGCUCACUGAGUUGGGAAAUUGUGAAGCAGAAAAAAUUCUGGGGUUUAUUGACAUCAGAGCUGGCAGGUUUAAAGGUUCAAGUGGAGAAAGUUGCUGCAGACUGUUUGGAUGUAUUUGACCCAAGUGUGCAUUCCGUUGCUGUAGAGGGUCUUUUCCAUUUGUGUUGUCGUCUUGCACCAACUACUGAGCUUGUUAGUACGAUGAUUUCGCUACGGGGAAAUAGGUUUGGGGAUUUUGCUGCUGCGGUGUUAGCGAAUUGGGUUGUCUCUAAUGGCUCAAUGCUGUUCAAUAGCAUAGUCAUAUGCCUGGAAAAACUGCAUAACAAAGAUAUACAUUUGAUGGUUUCUGGUCCUAGUGUAAACAAAUAUACCAUUUUAGAGUUGUUAAAUUUUCUUGACAAACAAGAGAUGAAAAACUUGAAUUUUGUAAAUGAAAUGUCUGGCAGUAUCUCGGAGGUAAAAGCUAGAUUAACGGACAUGGUAAUUGGCCAGCGUGACAGAUAAACUUGGUUUGACUCUUGAAUAUGGUUCUGUACUUCUACAUAUAUUCAGAAUGGCCUGAUUCCCUUUGCUGCAUGCAACCGGGACUACACUGCUAGAAAUGCUCAGGAUUUUAUGGGUACUGUAACAUCUACUUUUGCUAGGGGGCACACACAUGUGAAUUCACAUUUUGACUCCGUUAAUCUCACUGAUUGAAGAUUCCUGCAAUACUUUGUGGAACUGAGAAAUUCAUCAUAGGAGCUGUACGAGAUCUUCUUCUCCUGUUUGGUGAUGGCAGCGGUUUGACCAGGCUGAUGCUGGUCCUGCAAAUUGAGAUGAUUGGUCAGGCUAAGUCUCUUUCAAGCUUCAGAUUUUCCAAGACGGAAAUACCCUCAUACGGCUUCCCUUUGUUGUUGUUUUCCCAUAAUCCACUGCCCUUUCACCAGCGAAAGCACCAAUGAUGAUGACGGUAACGUAAACGGAAUUUCUACGCAUGAAUAAUUUGUAUGCGCUUUCAUAGAAGCCUCCUGUUUUGGGAGCUGGCUUCUUAAAGAUGCUAUCCAUGGUUUUUCUUUGCUUUCUGAAAUGAACCUAGGUUUUUUUCUGAAGAGGCCUUUCUUUGAACGAUGGUCACCCAUUGGUAAACACUUAACAAGGCACUUUUCCUGGUUAAUUUGACUAUUUGCAUCUUUCCAAUUAAAGUCAUGACAAAUAAGAAACCUGAAAGUUUGAGUGAUAACUACAGUGUUUACAAAUAGAUUUUGGAUCUUUUUAGUAGAAUCACUUAAGUAUUUGAACACAUUGGAAGUAAUAACUAAAGGAGUUUUUACUGAUAUCACAAGAGGACCUGCUCCAUACUUUCACCAUAUUACUAGGAGUUUCUCAUAAAUGUUCGUCUUCUUUCCCCUAAGCCGUGGCACAAUUUGAAUUACAAUCUUGUUGACGUGUGAGGUUUGAAUCUAGGAUUUAUGGGAACCUGAAUAUCCAUGCAUACUUGUAAUUUAUUCAAGGUUUGGUUAUCCUAUUUGUGAAAUAUGUUACUUUUGAUCUAUUAAUAUAGGCAUUGCUGGGGUUUUUUGUUAGUAAUUCAACCUUCAAUUGAAUCCAGGCUUAUUAUUCCUUCUUCUAGUCGUUUUUUUUUUUUUAAAUCUAGUUUGCUAAUAGCCCAAAAGGGAGAGAAAUUAUAUCGACAAACAAACUGAUAAAAUAAAUAAAUAUUGAUAGUCACUGGAAACAGUGUUACUCAUUAUUAUCACCAUAUUAGGAGUUUCUCAUAAAAUGUCCGUCUUAUUUCCCAUAAGCUGCGGCAUAAUGUGAAAUACAAUCUUGUUGACGUGUGAGGUUUGAGUUUAGGAUUUCUGGCGACCUGAAUAUCCAUGCAGACUUGUAAUUCAUUCAAGGUUUGAUUAUUUUCUUUUUGUGAAAUAUCUUACUUGUGAUCUAUUAAUAUAGAUAUUGCUGGGUUUUUUUGUUCGUAAUUCAACCUUCAAUUGCAUCCAGGGUUAUUAUUCCUUCUUAUAGUUACUGGAAACGCUGUUACUCAUUAUUAUGUGGUGUGACAUAUAGUUGAAGCCAAUUCAGUCACAAGAAAAGAUGAAGGGCAGAGAACAAAAUUUCUGGGAAGUGGACUCAAACCAACCACAUGGGAGAGGAUUUUGGAAAGGCGUGCAACAAGCAAAACAUAUAGUUGAAGCCAAUUUUCAAAAAUGGGUCACAUCAAUGGGAUAUGGAGAGUCUGUUAGAUUCUGGCAGGAUAUAUAGGUUCGGACUCAAUUUUCAAAAAUGAGUUCCCUUCAAUCUUCAAGGUUGCAGCAAGCAAGCUUGGCAGCAUCAAGGAAAUGUUGCAUAACGGAAGCUAGAGAAUUGAGUUCAAAGACCACUUUCGAUGCUGAAAAUUCAGGAACUGACAAGGCUAAGGUCAGCUAUUGGUCCUGCUCCUAGUCUCAGUCAGCAAGAAGAUUAAGUUGCUUGCAAGUUUACCAACCAAAAACCAGAAAUUUUCAGUUGAGGAUUGCUACUCAUGGAUGUGCAUUCAACACCUACUUGCUCAACAGGUACAAUCUUUCAGAGUACAUGGGUUGAUGAAGUGUCUAGUAGUGCAGUACUUCAUGUGGCUGACAGUGCAAAAUGCGCUGCCUACAGUGGAUAACCUAGCUGCGUGCACUCUGUCAGCAAGAAGAUGAAUCUGUAUAUUACCUACUUCCACUCUUCCUUCACAUCUGCUUUAUGAGAUUACUUUUUGGAUGCUUAUAAACUGAAAUGGGUUCAGGAAAAAGAUAUGAUGCAGAUGCAGGUGCAGCAGCUACUUUCCUGGAAAUCUAAAAUGGGAAGGAACAGGAGUAGAACUGUAGAAAAAUGGCAUAUCCUGUUGUUUGCAAUAGCUUGGUCCAUUCGGGGUGAGAAGUAUAGAAGGGUCAUGGCCAGAAAUCUCUAAGUAGCACAAAAGUUCUAAUUGAUGAAGCGAAGAGUGCAAUUUUCCUUGGGAGUUCCUCAACUGAUUGGGUUCAGGCAAACUGUAUUUAGGAGUGUUAUUCCAGUUUUAAUGUAGUGAAUUAGUCCAGUACUCUGUCCUGUGCUUGUAAUAUUUUGGGCGCCUCCCCUCUUAUUAUUAUAUAGCGUGGCUUAUAGUUAUUG
This is a messenger RNA of Papaver somniferum (opium poppy), 6162 nucleotides long. RefSeq lists its product as uncharacterized. NCBI's taxonomy places the organism in Eukaryota, Viridiplantae, Streptophyta, Magnoliopsida, Ranunculales, Papaveraceae. Bases 277 to 3552 code for a protein of 1091 amino acids. The record is from RefSeq and is a predicted model, not a curated record. The transcript has 4 exons. Gene Ontology annotation, cellular component: cytoplasm.